AUGACCACAUUUUUAAAUGAAUUAAAUGUAAAAUUACAAGGGAAAGAAAAACUAUUACCGGAUAUGUACUCUGAUAUAAAAUCAUUUACGGACCGAACAAUUGAUGUUGAUGGAAAAGUUUCAAUUAUAUUCGGUUGUUUGGACUUGAUUCAAGAAGUUAUACGCCAGGGUGGAUCUGAGCUUCAUGCGGAUGCAACGUUUAAAGUUGUUCCAUCCUCCCCAAAAUGUAGACAAUUGUUUGUUAUGCACUUUAAUAUUCAAAAUUAUUCCAUCCCUAUAAUAUAUGUAUUAAUGGAAUCAAAAACAGAAACAGCUUAUACGCUUGUUCUCAGAAAAUGUAAGGCCUUGUUUCCAGCUAUUCAGCCAGUAUGUAUCAUGACUUACUAUGAAAAUGCUUUAAAAAAUGCAUUUAGUAACAUAUACCCUGAAAGUAUUCAAAAUGCAUGUUAUUUUCAUUAUGUACAGGUAGGCAUAUAAUAUUAUGUUGAAUAAUUUAUUUUCCUAAAAUAUAUUUCUAUUUUGCUUUAAUUACUGUACCUACUACAUUUUUAGUGUCUAGUUAAAAAUAUAAGAAAAAAUGGAUUGUCAAACUAUGUAAAAAAUAACCGUGAAGCUCAGACUUGUGUUAAAAUGGUAUCUGUGUUAGCUUUAUUACCGCCUAAUAAAAUUGAUGAAGGUUACCAGGUUAUUCGGAAAUAUGCAAGGGAUAACAAUGUAAAUCUUAUGUCUUUUUUUACUUAUUAUUCAAAGUAAGUACACCAUUUGUCAAUAUUGUUCUUUUUUUACUUUAAAAAUGAAACACGCGGUAAAAGUUAUGAAACUAGUCUGUUACAUAAAUAAAAUGAAUAAACAAAUUACAAUUUUACUCUAUAUACAAAUAAAUAAUUAAUUUAAUUUCUUAGGUAUUACUAUGUCCACAAUAAAUAGUUAAUUUGAAUUUAGUACUUACAGAAAACCUAAGCACUGAUGCUAAAUGCUACAUGAUUUAAAUCAUUCUCAUUCUCAUAAGAUUUAAUUUUUUGAUUUAAUAGUAUACACUUAGACUUAUAUUUUAUUAAAGAAACAUAAUAUAAACUUACAUUCUAUUAAAUUGUUUGUAUAUUAUUCACUUUAAGUUAUUGAU
Molecule: messenger RNA, 1123 nt
Organism: Acyrthosiphon pisum (pea aphid)
Lineage: Eukaryota; Metazoa; Arthropoda; Insecta; Hemiptera; Aphididae
Exons: 3
Coding region: 1-477 (158 amino acids)
Source: RefSeq, a predicted model, not a curated record